Messenger RNA from Theobroma umbraticum, 2300 nucleotides. RefSeq names its product calcium-dependent protein kinase 28-like. NCBI's taxonomy places the organism in Eukaryota, Viridiplantae, Streptophyta, Magnoliopsida, Malvales, Malvaceae. The record is from RefSeq and is a predicted model, not a curated record. Gene Ontology annotation, molecular function: calcium ion binding; ATP binding; protein kinase activity. Gene Ontology annotation, biological process: protein phosphorylation.
CACCACCAUCAUCCCCCUCUCCUUCUUCCCCUCUUCCUCCCUUCUUUCCUAUCUCAUUUCCUUCCUGCCUCUUUCUCUUUCUCUUCGUGGGGGCUUAAUCAUUAGCCCUUUUUGCUAUUUAUUUCAUUUCUCCUUUUUUUUUUUCCCAUGGAAUUCUAUCUUUGAAACUCAUUCCUUUGAUAUCCUCUUCUGCUUUUUUCUUUUGCUUUUUAUCAUCAUGGGAGCCUGUCUCUCUACCACCAAAGUCAGUGGCUCAAGCAGCAACGCCGGCGCGAACCACCGCAAAGAACAACAACCCACGACAACGACGACAAAUGAGAAAAAACAGUCUCAAAAGCCUAAUGGUCAACAGGGUCGGCAGCGGCAGCAGCAACAACAGGUGAGGAAUUCUCAGCCUUUAAAGGUCAAAGGGAAACCAAGUGCGAGGAGACAGAGUGGGAUCAUCCCUUGUGGGAAACGUACGGAUUUUGGGUACCAUAAGGAUUUUGAUAAGUGUUACACGAUUGGGAAAUUGUUGGGACAUGGACAAUUUGGUUACACCUAUGUUGCCACGGACAGGGCAAAUGGGGAUCGGGUUGCCGUUAAGAAAAUUGAGAAAAAUAAGAUGGUUCUUCCCAUUGCUGUUGAGGAUGUCAAGCGAGAGGUCAAGAUAUUGGAAGCCCUGAAAGGCCAUGAGAAUGUGGUUCAGUUCUAUAAUGCAUUUGAGGAUGAUUCCUAUGUAUACAUUGUUAUGGAGUUAUGUGAGGGUGGAGAAUUGCUGGACCGGAUAUUAGCCAAUGUAACAACCAGGAGUACCUUAUGCUUGCCUUCUUCUGUCAGAAAGGACAGUCGUUAUAGUGAAAAGGACGCAGCGGUAGUUGUACGGCAGAUGCUCAAAGUUGCCGCUGAGUGUCAUUUGCGUGGCUUGGUGCACCGUGACAUGAAACCCGAGAAUUUCCUAUUUAAGUCAACCAGAGAGGACUCACCUCUGAAGGCUACAGAUUUUGGUUUGUCAGACUUUAUCAGACCUGGGAAGAGGUUUCAAGAUAUUGUUGGCAGUGCCUACUAUGUUGCUCCUGAAGUAUUAAAACGAAGGUCAGGGCCUGAAUCAGAUGUAUGGAGUAUUGGUGUGAUUACCUAUAUUUUGCUCUGUGGGAAACGGCCCUUUUGGGAUAAGACGGAGGAUGGCAUAUUUAAGGAGGUUCUGAAGAACAAGCCUGAUUUUCGUCGUAAACCAUGGCCAACAAUUAGCAACAGUGCUAAAGACUUUGUGAAGAAGUUAUUGGUGAAGGAUCCUCAGGCAAGACUGACAGCUGCUCAGGCCCUAUCUCACCCAUGGGUUAGAGAAGGAGGAAAUGCUUCUGAGAUUCCUGUUGAUAUAUCUGUUCUGAACAACCUGCGGCAAUUUGUGAAGUACAGUCGAUUGAAGCAGUUUGCUCUGAGGGCGUUGGCUAGCACGCUUAAUGAAGAGGAGAUAGCUGAUCUUCGGGAUCAGUUUGAUGCAAUUGAUGUGGAUAAGAAUGGUUCUAUUAGUCUUGAAGAGAUGAGACAGGCCCUUGCUAAAGAUCUUCCUUGGAAGGUGAAGGAAUCACGUGUUCUAGAGAUUCUUCAAGCGAUUGAUAGCAACACGGAUGGCCUCGUUGAUUUCACUGAGUUUGUUGCGGCUGCCCUACAUGUGAAUCAAAUGGAAGAACAUGAUUCUGAUAAAUGGCAGCAGCGGUCACAGGCUGCUUUUGAGAAAUUUGAUGUAGAUAGAGACGGGUUUAUAACUCCUGAGGAGCUUAGAAUGCACACUGGCUUGAGAGGUUCCAUUGACCCUUUGCUUGAGGAGGCUGACAUUGAUAAAGAUGGAAAAAUAAGCCUUUCAGAAUUUCGCCGACUUCUACGGACUGCAAGCAUGGGUUCAAAGAAUGUACCUAGUCCAUCUGGUCUGCGGAAUACUUGUAAGUUAUAGGUUGGAAUUGAAUUAUUGAGGGUUGAUCCGUGGAGAGACAAAAGACAGCAGCUUUUGCUUGCUUGGCACCUGUAGGACCCCAAGCAGGCUUCCCAUAUACCUGUCUCCAUCAGCGUUCUAGGGACCCUUUUUGACUCGAGUUUUGUGUGAUGGCGUCCCACUUUGGGGAAUCCACUGCUGAGAGGUCUUUGGAUAUAUAAGAUUUGAUGUUGGCUCUGGUAGUGAGAUAGCUCCAGGUAUAUGGUCAUACUGUGUACAUUCGUUGGUUGGGUAUUUUCCUUGUUGUACCCUCCAUAUUUGUAAUAUGUGACUAUAAAUACUUUAUCAAUGAAAAUACGGUGCACCCGAAUUCUAUUCCAUGUGUUAA